CCCAGACCAGCAGAGGCAGCCGCCGGAGCAGCCGCAGCCUGCGCCCUCUCCCGCUCGCCCGCCCCCCGCCGCCGCCCUCACCCGCCCCGGGGUCUCUGUCCCCCUUCCUCCUCCUCCUCCACCCCCCUCCUCCGCUCGCCCGCGGGGGUCCCCCUGGCCUUCCCGCCCGCCCCUAUUGUUCCACCCCGGCCUCCCGCCCUUCCCCUUCCCGCCCGCUCCCCUCCCCCCCCCCCCCCAGUCUCGCCUCGCGCCUGCAGUUUGGCCUUCACCCCUACCAGUGACCAAAGACUUGACCACUCGAAGUCCAGCUCCCAAGAACAUUGCUCGACAUGGACACCGGUGUGAUUGAAGGUGGAUUAAAUGUCACUCUCACUAUUCGGCUACUUAUGCAUGGCAAGGAAGUUGGCAGUAUCAUUGGAAAGAAAGGAGAAUCUGUUAAGAAGAUGCGCGAGGAGAGCGGUGUACGUAUCAACAUCUCAGAGGGGAAUUGUCCUGAGAGAAUUAUCACUUUGGCUGGACCCACUAAUGCCAUCUUCAAAGCCUUUGCUAUGAUCAUUGACAAACCGGAAGAGGACAUCAGCAGCUCUAUGACCAACAGCACAGCUGCCAGCCCACCUCCAGUUACCCUGAGGCUUGUGGUUCCUGCGAGUCAGAGUGGCUCUCUCAUUGGAAAGGGUGGUUGCAAGAUCAAGGAAAUACGAGAGAGUACAGGGGCUCAGGUGCAGGUGGCAGGGGACAUGCUCCCCGACUCAACUGAGCGCGCCAUCACUAUUGCUGGCAUUCCUCAGUCGAUCAUUGAGUGUGUUAAACAGAUCUGCGUGGUCAUGUUGGAGUCCCCCCCGAAGGGCGUGACCAUCCCGUACCGGCCCAAGCUGUCCAGUUCUCCGGUCAUCUUUGCAGGUGGUCAGGCUUAUACCAUUCAAGGACAGUAUGCCAUUCCACAGCCAGGUUUGACCAAGAUGCACCAGUUGGCAAUGCAACAGUCCCAUUUUCCCAUGACGCAUGGCAACACCGGAUUCAGUGGCAUUGAAUCCAGCUCUCCAGAGGUGAAAGGCUAUUGGGGUCUGGAUGCAUCUGCUCAGACUACUUCUCAUGAACUCACCAUUCCAAAUGAUCUGAUUGGCUGCAUUAUUGGGGGUCAAGGCGCCAAAAUCAAUGAGAUCCGUCAGAUGUCUGGGGCGCAGAUCAAAAUUGCGAACCCAGUAGAAGGAUCUACUGACAGGCAGGUUACCAUCACCGAAUCUGCUGCCAGCAUUAGCCUGGCUCAGUAUCUAAUCAAUGUCAGGCUUUCCUCGGAGACGGGUGGCAUGGGGAGCAGCUAGAACAAUGCAGAUUCAUCCAUAAUCCCUUUCUGCUGUUCACCACCACCCAUGAUCCAUCUGUGUGGUUUCUGAACAGUCAGCGAUUCCAGGUUUUAAAUAGUUUGUAAAUUUUCAGUUUCUACACACUUUAUCAUCCACUCGUGAUUUUUUAAUUAAAGCGUUUUAAUUCCUUUCUCUGUUCAGCUGUUAAUGCUGAGAUCCAUAUUUAGUUUUAUAAGCUCCCCCCUUUUUUUUGGCUCAUGAAUUUUUCUGUUUGUCAUGGAAAUGUAAGAGUGGAAUAUUAAUACAUUUCAGUUUAGUUCUGUAAUGUCAGGAAUUUUUCAAAAAAAAAUUAAAAGAUGGACUGGA
Messenger RNA from Ochotona princeps (American pika), 1670 nucleotides. RefSeq names its product poly(rC)-binding protein 2-like. The record is from RefSeq and is a predicted model, not a curated record. Gene Ontology annotation, biological process: regulation of gene expression; regulation of RNA metabolic process. Lineage: Eukaryota; Metazoa; Chordata; Mammalia; Lagomorpha; Ochotonidae. Gene Ontology annotation, molecular function: single-stranded DNA binding; mRNA binding. The coding region runs from base 330 to 1322 and encodes 330 amino acids. Gene Ontology annotation, cellular component: nucleoplasm; nucleus; cytoplasm. The transcript has a single exon.